Quercus robur (English oak) is the source of this 1950-nucleotide messenger RNA. RefSeq names its product eukaryotic peptide chain release factor subunit 1-3. Gene Ontology annotation, molecular function: sequence-specific mRNA binding; translation release factor activity, codon specific. The transcript has 2 exons. Gene Ontology annotation, biological process: cytoplasmic translational termination. Lineage: Eukaryota; Viridiplantae; Streptophyta; Magnoliopsida; Fagales; Fagaceae. The record is from RefSeq and is a predicted model, not a curated record. Bases 196 to 1509 code for a protein of 437 amino acids. Gene Ontology annotation, cellular component: cytosol; translation release factor complex.
GUGGGCCCAACAUUAAACAAAUAAAAUAAAUUUUUUUUAAAAAGAAAAUUCCUCAAAAGUCGGUGCUUAAGAAACCCUAAAAGCAUCUUUGAGAGACAGAGAGCUUCACUGUUAGUCUUCCAAGUCUCCUUUUCCGAUUGGUCCUAACCACUAAGGCUGGUAUUUUUGUUCUAGUCGUGUCUAUCAAAACAUAAAAUGGCAGAUGCUCAAGAAACGGAUAAGAACAUUGAGAUAUGGAAAAUCAAGAAGUUGAUCAAAGCAUUGGAAGCUGCAAGAGGCAAUGGUACCAGCAUGAUUUCUCUUAUUAUGCCUCCCCGUGAUCAAAUAUCUCGGGUCACUAAGAUGUUAGGUGAUGAAUUUGGAACUGCUUCAAACAUCAAAAGUAGGGUGAACCGUCAGUCAGUGUUGGGGGCCAUCACUUCUGCUCAACAGAGGCUAAAGCUUUAUAACAAGGUUCCUCCCAAUGGGCUGGUGCUUUAUACCGGAACAAUUGUUACUGAAGAUGGCAAGGAAAAGAAGGUUACGAUUGACUUUGAGCCUUUUAAGCCUAUAAAUGCAUCACUCUACCUCUGUGACAAUAAGUUUCACACAGAAGCUCUAAAUGAACUUUUAGAAUCUGAUGACAAGUUUGGUUUUAUAGUCAUGGAUGGAAAUGGCACCCUUUUUGGGACAUUGAGUGGAAACACAAGAGAAGUGCUUCAUAAGUUCACAGUCGAUCUACCAAAGAAGCAUGGCAGAGGAGGGCAGUCAGCUCUACGUUUUGCUCGUCUUCGAAUGGAAAAGCGCCACAACUAUGUAAGAAAGACUGCAGAACUUGCCACACAGUUCUUCAUUAAUCCUGCUACGAGUCAGCCUAAUGUUGCUGGACUUAUACUUGCUGGUUCAGCUGACUUCAAGACUGAGCUCAGUCAGUCAGAUAUGUUUGAUCCUCGAUUACAAGCAAAGAUAUUGAAUGUGGUUGAUGUUUCUUAUGGGGGGGAAAAUGGUUUCAAUCAAGCCAUUGAGCUUUCCUCAGAAAUUCUAUCCAAUGUGAAGUUUAUACAAGAGAAACGCUUGAUUGGCAAAUACUUCGAGGAGAUCAGUCAGGAUACUGGUAAAUAUGUCUUUGGUGUUGAUGACACGUUGAAGACUCUAGAAAUGGGUGCUGUGGAAACCCUCAUUGUGUGGGAAAACUUGGAUAUUAACAGGUAUGUGUUGAAAAACAGUACCACAGGUGAGAUUCUUAUAAAGCACCUGAACAAGGAACAAGAGGCUGAUCAGAGCAACUUCCGGGAUUCAGCCACCUCCUCAGAGUUGGAGGUUCAGGAGAAGUUGCCCUUACUUGAAUGGUUUGCGAAUGAGUACAAGCGGUUUGGUUGCACACUUGAAUUUGUCACCAACAAAUCCCAAGAGGGAUCACAAUUUUGCAGAGGGUUUGGUGGGAUCGGGGGUAUACUUCGUUACCAGCUUGACAUAAGAUCCUUUGAUGAGGUAUCUGAUGAUGGAGAAGUAUAUGAGGAUUCCGAUUAAGAGUCAACUGAUUGUGGCAUAGUGCACUUCUCAAAGGCUGUUGUAAAAGUUUGUGCAAGGUAUGAUGUAGUCUUUAUUGCUGCUGCUACUUCAGAGAUUUGAGACUACAAUCUAAGAUUUCACUGCUUCAGGAUUUAUUUUACUGCUCAACCAUUUGAUAUGUAAUGAUACCAAUUUGGCACUGUUCUUUUUAUACUUUUCUUGCCUUGAUUCUCUUCUGCAGUGUUUGGGAACUUUUGCAUUGUCCUUUGUAUUCCUCAAGUUACAAUUGACAGGCUUUACCAAAGGAAGUUGGUCUUAAGUUUAAUCCGGGAAUCCAAGACCUGGCUAGAUUGUUUUAUGGUUGCUCGAAACUUUCCAUUGUUGUGUGAUGACAUAAUAUUGAAGGGAUUUGGACCCAGCAAAUGCUUGUUACAUGGUAUUAGAACCUUGUUUCAGUAA